Molecule: messenger RNA, 345 nt
Organism: Suillus fuscotomentosus
Lineage: Eukaryota; Fungi; Basidiomycota; Agaricomycetes; Boletales; Suillaceae
Exons: 1
Source: RefSeq, a predicted model, not a curated record
AUCCUCAUGGAGAACGUCCCCAUCACCUUUGUUCUAGACUCUCCAGCAGCAAUUACCAACAUUGAAAACAAGGCCAGCUUCAAGGCAAGAACCAUCAGUAAGGUUCGGUACAUCAAGCCGAUCACUAGACACCAAUCAAAUCAGCAAACAGCCCAUGUAACUAUUACCCUCUCCUCGAAGGCAAGUGCCAACCAAGCCAUCAAAAUGAGCUUAGUCAUAGUAGGCAAGAAAGUUUACGGGCACAAGCUCCUCUCAGAACCUACACACUUCCUCAAAUGCUACUCAUUUGAGGGAGCACACAUAGUGGCUAAAUGUACUCAAGAACACAACAUGUGUGGCACCUGU